Molecule: messenger RNA, 4359 nt
Organism: Lonchura striata (white-rumped munia)
Lineage: Eukaryota; Metazoa; Chordata; Aves; Passeriformes; Estrildidae
Source: RefSeq, a predicted model, not a curated record
GCGUGUGCGGGGCGCCGGGACGCGCCGGCGGGGAAGGGGCGCAGCGGCGAGGUGAGCGUGGCAGGCUAUGGGAUGGAUGAAGCUGAGCAGGACCAGUAUGAAGCUCGCCUCAAGGAGCUCUUUGACAGCUUUGACAGCACAGGCACGGGGUCCCUGGGGCAGGAGGAGCUCACUGACCUCUGCCACGUGCUGCACCUGGAGGAGGUGGCCCCGGCCCUGCAGCAGACCCUCCUGCAAGGAAACCUCCUAGGCAGGGUCCACUUUGAUCAGUUUAAAGAAGCACUUAUCCUCAUCUUAUCCAGAACCCUGUCAAAUGAAGAGCACUUCCAAGAACCAGAUUCCUCCCCAGAAGCACAGCCCAAGUACAUCAAAGGUGGCAAACGCUACGGGCGCCGUUCCCUGCCGGAGUUCCGGGAGUCGGUGGAGGACUUUGCCGAGGUGACGGUCAUCGAGCCCCUGGGCGAGGAGGCACAUCCUGCACACAUUGCUGCCAGCCAGGAGCACUGGAAGACGCGCGGCAGCGAGGAGUACGAGGCUGAGGGGCAGCUGCGCUUCUGGAACCCGGACGACCUGAACUCCUCCCCUGGCGCCUCCCCGAGCCCAGACUGGAUCGAGGAGAAGCUUCAGGAGGUCUGUGAGCACCUGGGCAUCACCAGGGAUGGCCACCUGAACAGGAAGAAGCUGGUUUCCAUCUGUGAGCAGUACGGGCUGCACACGGCGGCCGGGGAGGUGCUUGAAGAGGUGCUCCAUAACCUGGAACAAGAUGGGACCAUGAGCAUAGAGGACUUCUUUUAUGGCCUGUUUAGAAAUGGGAAAUCUCUCACACCUUCAGCAUCUACUCCGUACCGGCAGCUGAAACGACACCUCUCCAUGCAGUCCUUCGACGAGAGCGGCAGACGCACGACCACCCCCUCGGCCAUGCCCAGCACCGUCGGCUUCUCCCUCUUCUCCAGCCUGGAUGAUGGCAUGGGCUACGGCUGCGUGGAGGGGGUCCUGGACUGCUGGCACCAGGAGGGCAUAGAGAACAGCCAGGAGAUCCUGAAGGCUCUGGAUUUCAGCUUGGAUGGGAAGGUGAACCUGACGGAGCUGACGCUGGCGCUGGAGAACGAGCUCCUCAUCACCAAGAACGGGGUCCACCAGGCAGCCCUGGCCAGCUUCAAAGCAGAGAUCAGGCACCUGAUGGAGAGGUUUGACCAGGUGGCCAGGGAGAAGGAGAAGCUGCGCUCAGACCUGGAAAAGGCGGAGAAGCUGAAAUCCCUGAUGGCCUCGGAAGUGGACGAUCACCACGCCGCCAUCGAGCGCCGCAACGAGUACAACCUCAGGUGGGUGGGUGCCCUGAAGAACGAGCUGCACAGAGAGCGGGAGCAGAUCCUGCAGCAGGCCAACAAACAGAGGCUGGAGCUGGAGCAGGAGAUUGAAAAGCUGAAAACGGAUGAGAACUACAUCAGAGACCGCCUGGCCCUGGCCCUGAAGGAAAACAGCCGCCUGGAAAACGAGCUCUUGGAAACGGGAGAAAAACUGGCUGAGUGUGAAAGUCUGGCAAGCAAACUGCAGAGGAACCUGGAAAAUGUCCUGGCUGAGAAGUUUGGUGACCUGGAUCCCACCAGUGCAGAGUUUUUCCUGCAGGAGGAGAGGCUGGCCCAGAUGAGGAGCGAGUACGAGCAGCAGUGCAGGGAGCUGCAGGACCAGAUUGAUGAGCUGCACUCGGAGCUGCAGGAGCACCGUGCCCAAGGCAAAGCGCUCAGGCCUGCCCUGAGGAAUUCCCUGUCGGAGGAGUUUGACGUUGACAUGAAGAGUCACGGCCACGGCGGGAUUGAGCCUGACCAAGGACUCGGUUCAGAAGACUGCAACCCAUUAAAUAUGAGCAUAGAGGCAGAAAUGGCCAUUGAGCAGAUGAAGGAGCAACACCACAGGGAUCUGCAUCACCUCAAACAGGAGCUUGAACACACAGUGAGCCAUUAUGAAAAGCAGCUGGAUGAGACAAAAGCCCGCUGGGAGAAGGAGCAAGAGGAUAUGAGGCAGAAGUAUGCUGAGGAGAUGAAUGUCAUGGAAAAUCAGAUCACUGGCCUUAAAAAUCAGAUAGCAGAGCUGCAGGGAGAGACAGCCGCGUUCAGGGAGCAGCAGGAGAAGCUGGACUGUAAAUACAACGAGGAGAAAAACAAAUUACAAAUGCAUUUCGAUGAGGAGAAAGCCAGUCUGCAGGAACUGUUGAGGCAGGAGCAUGAGGAGGAUGUCAGGGCCAGGCUGGAGCAGGCGAAUGAGAAGUUCAGGCAGGAAAGGGAGGAGCUGAUCCAAAACAGUGUCUGGGUGGAAGAAAAGAUGAGAGUUGUGGUGCAGACGCUGCAGGAGGAGAAGGGGGAGCUGGAACGUGGCUUCCAGCAGCAGCUGAAGAGGCUGGCAGAGGUGCACGCCCUGGAGAAGGAGGAGCUCCAGGAAGAGCUGCUGAGGAAGCACCAGCAGGAGCUGGAGGAGGAAAGGUGUGAGGCCGAGAAGCUCCGCGAGGAAAACGCCGUCCUGAAAAACGAAGUGACUUUAUUAAAUGAGGAAGGGAGCGCUUCCAGCCUGAAACUGAGGGAGCUGAAUGGAUCCAGGGAAGAAAUGAGGCAGAAGAUAGAGGCUGUGAGAAAGGAGAAAGUGGCUGUGCAGAAGAUGGUGGACAACCUGAAAAAGCAGGUGGCUGAUCUGAAGACCAGGAACCAACAGCUGGACUCUGAAAAUACAGAACUCAGCCAGAGGAACUCCAAAAACCAAGCAGAUGUGCAGGAUCUCAAUCAACAGCUGGCAAGGGUGCUCAAGCAAAAGGAAAGGGAAGAGGGGAAGUGUACCCUGGAAGAGUGGGAAAAGGAGAGGCUGCUGCUGAAAGAGGAGCUGGAAAACUCCAAAAUCGAGUCAUCAAAUAUGGUGUCGUCUUUGGAGAUGGACUUGUCAAAAAUGAAGGUUCAAGCUCAUCUACUGGAGCAGGAGAACCACAUCCUCAAGCAGGAGCUGGAGAAGACAAAACAGCUGCCCAGGUGUCCUGAUCUCUCUGACCUUCAAAAUGAAGUUUCAAGUUUAAUCACUAAAAAUGAAAAGCUGCAGGAAGAGAAAGAAGCCCUGAGUGAGGAACUGAACAGAUGCAUUGAUAAGGUAGCUCAAGUCAGCUGCCUGGAGAGUGCAAUUGGCAGCUUGAAGCAGGAGCAGAAAUCCUGGGAGCAGCAGAGUCAGGCACUGAAAGCACAGCUCAGCCUCUCCCAGGACAAGGUUCAGAGCCUCAAUGAAACUCUGCAGAGCACCAACCUCCAAAUGUCCCGGCUGAAAUCUGACCUGCAGCUGACACAGCAGGAGAAGGAAAGUCUGAAACAAGAAGUGAUGGCAUUGCACAAACAGCUGCAGAGCACCAGUGAAAAGAACCGGGUUCUGGAAGUGGCUGUGCCUCCCUCAGGGCUGCAGGACCAGCAGGGGCUGAUCCACUGGGAUGAGCAGGAGCAGAGGCUGCUCAGGCAGGAGAACGAGAGGCUGCAGAGGGAAGUGCAGAGCACUAAAACAGACCUGGCUCACUCCAGGGAAAAGAUCCGACAGCUGGAAUCCACAAUCCUUUCCCUAAAGCACCAAAAGCACCAAAGCCAGGCAGGGAUUGUCAAAGCCAUCGAGCAGGAGAAGCUGAGCUUGAAGAGGGAGUGUGAACAGCUUCAGAAGGAGUUGUCAUCUGCAAACAGGAAGAUCAGUCAGAUGAAUUCUCUUGAACGUGAACUGGAAACCAGCUCAGAAAACGAAGGGCUGAGAAAAAAGCAAGUCAAGCUGGAUGAUCAGUUAAUGGAGAUGCUGCAGUCCGGGGGGAUGCUUAGCCAGAGCUCCCAGCAGCAGGGCUGUGCCACGGUGCCCAGGGAACAAUUCCUGCAGCUCCAGCAGCAGCUGCUCCAGGCAGAGAGGAGGGGUCAGCACCUCCAGGAUGAGCUCCAGAGCAGACCCUCGGGGACAAACAUGCAGCAGGGGGGUCACGAGCAGCUUCUAAAAAUGAUGGAAGAGCGGAUGAUGGAUGUGGAGCAGAAAUUAAGGCUUGUGAAGAGGCUUCUCCAAGAUAAAGUAAAUCAGCUGAAAGAACAACUUGCCAAGAACACCAAGGCGGAUGCCGUGGUCAAGGAUCUCUACGUGGAGAACGCGCAGCUGCUGAAGGCUCUGGAGGCGACGGAGCAGAGGCAGAAAACUGCAGAGAGGAGAAAUUAUUUGCUGGAAGAGAAAAUUGCCAACCUCAACAGGAUAGUGAGGAACUUGGCCUCCCCCUCCUUCAGCCCAGCCCCAGAGAUCAGGUCGUAGCAGAGCUGUCAUGUGGCACAGCCCCGUGCACUUUACUGAAAUGGGAAUAUUUCAGCUCCUCACUGC